CACUCUAUCAUGUGAUCAGCUGUGUCAGCUGAUCGCCUGCUAACAGUAUCCUGAUGAUCAGUGUUGCCCCAUUAGUGCCACCUGUCAGUGCCCACAACUGCCAUCUGUCAGUGCCCAUCAGUGUACAUCAAUGCCACAUAUCAGUGCACAUCAAUGCCACAUUUCAGUGCCCAUUAUAGCUGCCUUAGAGUGCCAACUAUCAGUGCCAGUCAGUGCUGCCUAUCAGUGACCAUCAGUGCUGCCAAUCAGUGCCACCUAUCAGCGCCAGUCAGUGCUGCCUAUCAGUGCCAGUCAGUGCCGCCUAUCAGUGUUCCUCAGUGCCACCCAUUA
Staurois parvus is the source of this 330-nucleotide messenger RNA. The record is from the annotation of a GenBank genome assembly. Lineage: Eukaryota; Metazoa; Chordata; Amphibia; Anura; Ranidae.